Molecule: messenger RNA, 979 nt
Organism: Daphnia pulicaria
Lineage: Eukaryota; Metazoa; Arthropoda; Branchiopoda; Diplostraca; Daphniidae
Exons: 3
Coding region: 48-842 (264 amino acids)
Source: RefSeq, a predicted model, not a curated record
UCUCCUACACAGACUCCGGAAAGAAAAUUUGUUUUGCUUUUUUCAAAAUGACACAUUUUUGGAUAUUGUUCAUUCUGCCCGCCAUUGCUUUUGCGGCCGAUCAGCGGACGACCGUCAAUUUCCCAUCGAAUGGUGGAUCUUCUCAACAGCAGUCAUCGAACGGCGGCCAGUCCAUGAAUGCCGGAGUCUCUGUCCCCGAAUCCUUUUUCCGGAAUCCAGCCUCUACAAUGCCGGAACGCCAAUCAAUGAAUGGAGGAGGACAACAGAACAUUGUGGUGGAAGCUUAUCCCAACCCGAACAUGAAUAUCGGAUACUAUCAAAGCCGGAACCCUGUCGUAGCUGGAGCUUACGGACCCCCUGAACCUGUCCAGCCCGGUGUCGUCUUUCCUCAAGGUCCAGCGGAAGUUCCCAACUUUUAUUUCAACGCUGGAUUCAAUAAAGGACUUGGAUUCCGGGUUCCGGACGCUCUGACCGGGGCUAAUUACUUGGGCAUGGGUCAGCACACUCCUCUGGGAGAUUUGUGGGCCACCAAAGCGGAUUUGCUGCCGGCCAUCUUCAAGACGGGCUUCUUCAUCACUGCAAUUGUGGUCAUAUUAAAGGUGAUUGCAUUCUUGGUCCACGCCAAACACAAUUUCCUUUUGAACGGGCCACUGGCGGUGAACGCGUCUCCGAUUCCAGUCGUUUCCAUCCUGGCCGACCGCAGCUCAUCCAGCAAAUCCGACGAGAAAACACGCGAAAAACGCGAGGCGUCCGCAAGUCCGGUCGUCGAUCCCCAAACGGAUUUCGAUCAAAUUUUGGCUCAAUUGGAAUCGAUUCGAUCGAUUUUCGAACAGUUCAACUGAGAGAAGCUAUAAAAAGGCUAUUUCGGUUGGAGACAUUGUCCCCCUUUUCUUAUUAUUUAUACCUCAUUGAUUUUAAUUCGAUAUGUUUCUAGACUUGAGAUUUAAUUUAAUAAACACAUCAGGAUUUUAAAAAGAAA